Molecule: messenger RNA, 3237 nt
Organism: Amoebophrya sp. A120
Lineage: Eukaryota; Dinophyceae; Syndiniales; Amoebophryaceae
Source: the annotation of a GenBank genome assembly
GUACAAGUACCUUCGUACAUACAAUGACAGGAAAUGUCGGUCGUGCUGCGUUUAUUUGCCUUGCAACAACACAGUGAAAAUCGGACCUGGGUAAGAACAAGAAGACGAGUAUUUUUACAGGCAUCGGUUGUUUUGUUGUGGUGAAAGGACACAAUUUCGUUUGGCAGAAACCGCAAUCUCAAUUGCGGCUUUCGGUAAAGAGAUUUUGCAUUUUUUUCCUCAUGUCGUGACGGUCGGAAGAAGAAGAACUAGUAGUCGUUUAUCGUUUCGAUUGCAAGAUGAAUUCCAUCCAUCGGCAAAAAUUCGUCCACUUGCGUCUAGUUUCCAAUUUCACGACGCCCGCAAAAUUUCGUACUGCGGCUAGGACCACUGCUAGGGUCGUGUAGGUAGCUGCCUCCUCAUUGUGUUUCUACAUCAAAGUAAGUGCAGAUUGCGUGGCGACAGUGCUGUCAUAAUUUGCUCUCCCCAUAUACAAUUUAAGUAGAUUUCUGACCUCUCAUCUUUUGUAAAAGGGCUUUAUCACCAGCUCUUCUUACAACCUGAUUUAAGUCGUUUCCUUUGGUUUUUUUCUUCUACCCAAGAGGAUACGAACAACUCUGGUCGAUUUCUCCAGCGAAGAGCCAAAAAGAACAAUGUCGUCCCCUUCAAUCAAAGUGCACCCGCCACCCCAGUCCUCUUCCGCCGGGCCGUCCAGCGGGCCCCUGCCCACGCCUGGUCAUGAGGGUCACCACGCCGGCCAGGGCAGCUUCCACAAGGUCGUGCCCCCGCUGCCGGUCAGCCGGGAGCAGGUGGAGAUCCGGCGGUCACUGACGCCCCGUCGGUCGCGGUCGCCGCGCCGGGAGGAGGAGGAGGACAUGAAGAAAAAGUUUAACUUGCCGAAGAUGUGUAUGGAUCUGUCAGGAUUGAAAUCGUCAAAGUUGAAAUAACUUGUAAUGCAUAUUAAAAUGCGAUACAAAAAGUGACUCUAUUGCAGAGGACGCAAGGAAGGCAGAUUAUAGUCCUGGUAAGGGUCAACAGUUGGACUGCUGACUAGCAUGACAGAAGGCAGCUCUUUUGCCCUAAACCGCAUGACAGACUCGCUUCCAGAACCGGGAAAAUUUGCCAUGCACCGAUUACAAACUGCAGGUCUAACUGGCAUCCAUUUUAUGCAUGACAAAGUAUUUCAACUUUGUCGAUUUCAAACCUGACACUCUCAUAAUGUGGGAGCCGAAAUUCCCGCCGCGCGAGCGGUUGAUGAGCCUGGUCACCGACAACGGCGUGUCGCCGGUGCUCCGCGCGCAAAUCCCGGAGUACAGAAAAACGCAGCUCAGCCCCAAGUCCAGGGCAAUCAACGGGUGGAGAAACGCGACAGGUAUACAUUCCCGUUAUUGGUUUUGGUUUUGCAUGGAUUAAUUUCUAUUGCUGUUUGUCUAAGUAGUUUUCACGCUAGCCUUUCGAUGCUGGAUACUGAUGAAGGAAGGGCAACUUGAUCCUGAUGACGGAAAUAAACUGCUCUCUAGUGCUAAUCGUAGUCAGCGUCAUCUUGAUCAUUUGACCACGUCGCCACUCUGUUUGCUAAAAAGUUGUCAGAUCUCAACACUCCCACCAUGACAGACGGCUCUGUGUCUACCGAGCGAUCCAAGUUGAUUUCCGACAUCCUUUCCCGGUGGUGGUACGUCUUUCCCCAGUGGCCCCCACCGGACUUCGACUACUCCCGGGCGCUGAGAAAACAGGGGUUGCGGGAGGUCCCCAUUCCGGAAUUUCUGAACGCGCCGGAGAUCGACCCGCAAACGCAACUGAAGAAGGUGUACCAGCUGGGCAACUUCCGCGGGCUGUUCCGCGAUUCCAAUAAUCACAUGCACGACAUGCGGCCCAAGGAUUCCUGCCCAAGCUACGUGAACCUUGCGAAGAGGGUAUCGUCCGGGGAACUGAGACCACUGCUCCCCCGACAACACUUCUGCCUGAUUUUUGUGCUGCUUUCUUGCAUUCAUAAAUUCUCAUUUCCAGAAGAGAAAAGGCUAGAUGUGCCUUGCAUGCUUCUUGACUUGUUUCUCCGGAACAAGGAAGUGUAUUCGACGUCCUAACAUGCUGCUCAUGAUCGUGCAGCUACAGGUUGGAGUAUUUGCAAGUAGUCUGCUUGCUUCUUGCUCUUCGGGUGCUUCUUGCUCUUUUACUUCUUACCCUCGAGAUGAGGAUGAAGAUGAUGAUGAAUCAAAAAAGCAGCACAAGCACGAACGUAGAGCUCUCAGGCAGAGAUUUCUUUCCCUCCACACCCCCCGUGGCAGGAGCUGUGCCAGUUUGCGGUUCGUGCGGUGGAGAACCAGAUGAUCGCGCUGAAGCAGGAAAAGGGGGCGAAAUGGGAAAAGGUGUACGCGGAUCUGCAAGAGAAGCUGAAGGUCUACCGCGGGUACCUGUCGGGUCAAAACAAGAAGUCCGGGGCGCUGCAAUUGUCCAAAGACGACGUGGCAAAGCGGUUGCGGAAGGCGUGAAGGUGGGAGUUUCAUUGCAAGGAGAUGUUCAGUAUUUUUGAGGUGAACUGGUCGUGUUUUGCAAUCGCGCUCUUUCGACAUCAUCGAGAAGCUCCCUGCAGUAGACAGAUUUUUAAAGUUUAAAUAGUACUUAAUCCCUUUUCUAUCACAGGAUAGCACCUACACUAGUGUCAAGUUUUCUGCUUCUCAUCGCAGCUCUGUGUGUAUGAAAAUCGAUACUAGUGUAGUUAUGGUAGGAGAUUUUUCAGCUGCAGUGAUUGAUAUAGCCCUCAAUAUCGUAGGUACAACCACCCUGGAUGAACAUCAGCGUUUUACCCCACAAUAUUUCAAGCUCUUGUAAUUUCUUCCACUGAAGUCUGGCUUUGCUUUAUGAAUUUGAAAAAUACCCGGCGCUCGGAUUUUUUCAAGUUCAUAACUGUAAUCGAGCCGCUCUCCAGCUCUCUUUUUGUACUAACUUCCGACACGCAUUCUGAAGAUUUACAACUAGUAGUUUUUUUAACAUCCUAGUCGUCUCGCUUCUAUUUUCUUGGUUUUUCGAUUGCUUGCUUCGAUGGAUCUGGGGUAACAAACACGAGAAUGAUCAUGUAAGCAAUUCCGAGAAGAAGUCGGCCUCAUGCCUGACUGUCGAUUUGAUGUUGCUAUGGGCGGCCCCGUAGUUCGUUGUAAGCGAGACUGCAGCGACGGAAAAUUUUUUUUGGGCGAUAAGACCAAGAGGCGGUAGCGGGACCACUAUUAUGACGCAGUCCGCGAUGCAGCGGAGUUCUUCUUC